Molecule: messenger RNA, 4227 nt
Organism: Rhinolophus ferrumequinum (greater horseshoe bat)
Lineage: Eukaryota; Metazoa; Chordata; Mammalia; Chiroptera; Rhinolophidae
Gene: LTK
Product: leukocyte receptor tyrosine kinase
Biological process (GO): regulation of neuron differentiation; cell surface receptor protein tyrosine kinase signaling pathway; multicellular organism development
Cellular component (GO): membrane; signaling receptor complex
Molecular function (GO): ATP binding; transmembrane receptor protein tyrosine kinase activity
Source: RefSeq, a predicted model, not a curated record
CUAGCAGUAUAUAUUCAGAGACCAAGUAGCUAACUACUAUAUCUUCUUUUUUCCCAGUGUUUUAUAUUAAACAUAGUCUCCAGCCACUAAAAUUAGUAUUUUGAGCAAAAGAGUGAGGAAAACAAAACCAUCUGAAAGUAAAAUGACUCUCACAGUUGUAGGGUGCCUUGCAGUUUACAGAGCAGUUUCCCUCCCUAUGAUUUUAUAGGUGGUUGGGAAACUAUCUUGGGACAGUUGUGACCUAUGCACCAUCGCCCGGUGACCAGGGAUGCUCGUGCAGUACUAGCACUCAGAUCUGACCUUAGGACCCAGGCUUUCACCCCAUCUCAGUGAGAAGCUGUGCACAGAGUUAAAUAGGCAAUGGAAUUGAAUGAGGUGAAGCCCCUGAGAUCCAUGUUUCUGAGAGUGUCAGAAAGUGCAGCCUUGCAGUCACAAAGUCGCCGAAAGACACAAGUAAUGGCAAGUAAUGAUGCCUUCCUUGGGGCAGUUUAAAGAGCACUUCCCAUGUGUAAUCACCUUGGCCAUCACCAAUGGAGCAUACACACUCCACUGCCCCUGACGUGAGAGACCUAGGAGCCAACUUGGGGUGUCUGGGACGUGGGUCACCACUUGCUCAUGCCUCGAAAGGGUAGGGGCACUUUUCCCCCUACCUCCUACCCACCCUAUUCGCUGGGGCAGCUGGCAGCAGACCCAAUGGCUGGAGACGGAGAGCCCUUGGGUGGGUGGCUUCGCAAGGCUCUUCCGGGAAGCCUCGGGACCUACCUGCCCGCACGCCCCUCCCUUCCCCUCCUUCCACAUCCCGGGGUCUGAGAUGGGAGCGGUCUUGCGGGCUUUAGGACCCGGCGAUGUCUAACAAGCGGCUGGACAGUCCUAAAAGCGGCGGUAAGGGCCAAAGCAACAGGGUCUCAGCCGGCAACCUAGCUGCCGCGGUCGUAAAGGGUGACGGACCGCUCCGGCCAGCUACUACUGUGGCUCCGAGCUGCGGGUAAGUGCUUUCUGGCAGUCAAGGAACUGUCCGGCCAGGCUUGGGGAAGGCGGUCGCGACAAACUGGACCCCAAUGGCCCCUUGCGGCCAACGCUCCGGAUGGGUGCUUGGGAAGUGCGGGUGGAGAAACGGGGUGCUUGCCUGAAACCGAGGAUCCCCAUCACGCCUCUCCGGAAGGGGGAACAGGCCCUGGGGACUCAGCACAGCCUGGGGACCGGACCACCAAGCUUAGUCGAGGAAAGGUGGGGGGAGGGGCUGCAAGACCGAGCUCAGGGCGACUCCCAAGUCAUUCACUGGGAGGGGCUCGCCAGGAAACUUACAAAGGUAUCAGCGGACACGCAAGCGGGGGAUUCAGCUACCAAAGUUGGGUUGGGGCCGGCUUCUAGGCGCUGGUGUGCACCGGUUGGAUGGGGUUAGACGUGGCCGCGAGAGGCAAGACUGGCGGUCAAGAGGUUCUCUAUCUCCCUUUAUCUCCCAUUAACAUCCUGGCCCCUCUCCCAACACCGCGGUCACCCUGUCACCUUUCAGGAACCAUUUUUUGCUCCCGCUCCGGGUCCCAGGCUCCUUUUUUGCCAUUCUCAUCCCCGCCAGCUCCAAGCCCCCAGGACCCCAACAUCACCGCCCGGCUUAGCGGCUUGGAGCCAGCCUCUCCCCUAAUUCUCUCAGACCUGGAGGGGCCUUGGCAGUUCUCCACCUGUGGUGCCAGCGGACCCCGCGGGCCCACACAAACACAGUGCGACGGGGCGUAUGCUGGCAGCAGCGUGGUGGUGACAGUGGGGGCGGCUGCUCUGAGAGGCAUGCAGUUGUGGCGGAUGCCAGGCUCUGGGCAGUACCUGUAAAUCUCAGCCUACCGAGCAGCGGGCGGCAAAGGCGCCAAGAACCUGCUACGGGCGCAUGGCGUCUUCCUCUCAGCGGUCUUCCCCCUUGGUCACAGGGAACCGCUUUACAUCCUCGUGGGGCAGCAGGGGGAGGACGCCUGUCCCGGAGGGAGCCAGGAGAGCCAGCUCGUCUGUCUCGCAGAGUCUCGGGUCGCCGAGGAGCACUCGGCUAUGGAUGGGACCGAAGGGGUUCGGGGACCGCGGCGCUGGGCGGGAGGCGGCGGCGGGGGCGGGGGCGCGACCUACGUCUUUCGGCUGCGCGCCGGCGAGCUGGAGCCGCUGCUGGUGGCGGCGGGAGGAGGCGGUCGGGCCUAUCGGAGGCGGCAGGACAGAGGCCGGACCGCCACCACCGAAAAACUGGAGAGCCGCUCGGCGGCGCCCGGGAGCAGCGGGAGAGGUGGGGCGGCAGGUGGAGGGGGCGGUUGGACGUCGCAGGCCCCAUCUCCGCAGGCCGGCCGCUCACUGCGAGGAGCGGAGGGCGGUCAUGGCUGCCCAGAGGCCUGGGCUACGCUUGGCUGGGCCGCAGCUGGAGGCUUCGGGGGCGGCGGCGGGGCCUGCACUGCGGGCGGAGGCGGCGGUGGCUACCAGGGGGGUGAUGCCUCAGAGAAUGACAUCCUCUGGGCUGAUGGGGAAGAUGGGGUAUCCUUCCUACACCCCAGCACUGAGCUCUACCUGCAGCCCCUGGCAGAUCUGCCCACCCACCCAGGCCCUGUGGUUCUAUUGGUGGCUGUGGUGGUGACCUCGACACUGAGCCUCCUUAUGGUGUGUGGGGUCCUGAUUCUGGUGAACCCUAAGAAGAGGCAGGGCCUUUGGGGGACGAGGCUGCCAGGCCCUGAGCUUGAGCUGAGAAAGCUUCGAACCUCCACCUUCAGGACUGCCCCCAACCCCUACUACUGCCAUGUGCGGCUUGGCACGGCCCAGUCCUGUUCUCUGCCCCCAGGGCUUACUGAGGUUUCCCCAGCCAAUGUCACUCUGCUCAGAGCCCUGGGCUGUGGUGCCUUUGGAGAGGAUUAUGAGGGACAGGUAAUUGGCCUUCCUGGGGACCCCAGCCCCCUGCAGGUGGCUAUCAAGACCCUGCCAGAACUCUGCUCUCAUCAGGAUCAGUUGGAUUUCUUCAUGGAGGCCCUCAUCAUCAGCAAGUUUAGCCAUCAAAACAUUGUGCGCUGUGUGGGCCUCAGCCUCUGGGCUGCCCCUCACCUGAUUCUGCUGGAGUUGAUGUCUGGAGGGGACAUGAAGAGUUUCCUGAGGCACAGCAGGCCACACCUGGGCCAGCCAUCACCUCUGGCCAUGCAGGAUCUGCUCCAACUGGCCCAGGAUAUAGCUCAGUGCCGCUACCUGGAAGAAAAUCACUUCAUCCACAGGGACGUCGCUGCCAGGAACUGCCUGCUGAGCUGCACUGGGCCCAGCAGAGUGGCCAAGAUUGGGGACUUCGGGAUGGCAAGAGAUAUCUAUAGAGCCAGUUAUUACCGCAAGGGAGGCAGGGCUCUGCUGCCAGUCAAGUGGAUGCCCCCAGAGGCCUUCCUAGAGGGCAUCUUCACAUCCAAGACAGACUCCUGGUCUUUUGGGGUACUGCUCUGAGAGAUCUUCUCACUGGGCUACGUGCCCUACCCUGGGCACACCAACCGGGAGGUGUUGGACUUUGUAGUUGGAGGGGGACGGAUGGACCCUCCCAGGGGCUGUCCAGGACCUGUGUACUGUAUCAUGACCCAGUAUUGGCAGCACCAGCCUGAACUCCGCCCUAGUUUUGCCAGCAUCUUGGAGCGUCUUCAAUACUGCACUCAGGAUGCUGAUGUGCUGAAUUCACCCCUGCCUGUGGAGCUGGCACCCACCCUGGAGGACAGGGCUUCUGGGCUGGGGAGCAGAUCUUUGGAGGGCCUACGAUCCCCACAGGGCCAGGAACUGAGUCUGGAGAGCUUGAAGAGCUGGGGAGGAAGCCUCCUUGAACCCUGGCUGCCCUCUGGCUUCAAGCCCCCCAAAUCCAGGGGCCUCCAAUCUCAGAACCUUUGGAAUCCCACCUAUGGCUCCUGGGCUCCAGGGGGCCUCCCAGGUGAGGACUCAGGCUAGUAGCUUCCACCCAGCACUCCUCCCCAGGCUUUUCGGUAGCUUGUUAUUCCAGUAGCCUCUGUCCCAGCCCCCGGCUGUGCUGUGUGCUUGGGCCUGUCUCCACUGUACCACUGCACCACUGCAAUUUCCAUCCUGGAAACCAGCCCCAGGGCUUCUGAGGAAGAACCUGGCCACUCCCAGCCUUUGAUCUGUGGAAACAGAGGCCACCUCUCCCCCCUCUAAGUAAGGGUGGGGAGUUGAAAUUGCCUCCUGCAGGAAGCCUUUCAUGGAUUGCCCUUCUCCCAAAGCAUCCUUCAUCUG